Coffea eugenioides is the source of this 4790-nucleotide messenger RNA. RefSeq names its product ABC transporter C family member 13. Gene Ontology annotation, biological process: transmembrane transport. The record is from RefSeq and is a predicted model, not a curated record. The transcript has 36 exons. Bases 165 to 4514 code for a protein of 1449 amino acids. Gene Ontology annotation, molecular function: ATP hydrolysis activity; ATP binding; ABC-type transporter activity. Gene Ontology annotation, cellular component: membrane. NCBI's taxonomy places the organism in Eukaryota, Viridiplantae, Streptophyta, Magnoliopsida, Gentianales, Rubiaceae.
CUCCUCUGUCACAAUUUUAAUCAGGCGAUACUUAUGAACAUAAGAUAGUGGGCUAGUUGUUCCUCUGCCGCCUUACCUUGUCAUGUUAACACGAGUCCAUUCCUCAACCAUUAGAAUUUUAGCCCCGAAAGAAAUUUGCUGUUCAAGAGUGAAGCCUUGCUCUGAUGGACUUGUUGAAGCACAUUUGCCCCGACUCACCAUAUGUAUGGGAUGGCAAAGGUGUCUCGGAGUGUUUUAGUGACAUAGUGCUGGUUUUCGGAGCAAAUGUGGCAACUUUGGUUGUGAUUGCGGUGGUUGGAGUUACAAAGAGAAGGGUCAAGGAAAAUAUAAAGAUAAAUCUUCCAUUCAAGGUUUUGUUGUACGUUUUACCUGUUAUUGGAGCAUGUACAGCAUUCUUCGACAUGGUUUUGCUUCUGAGAAGUCUCCGACAGGGUCAUGCUGUUGUGUUUCACAGAUGGCUCUUUAGUUGUUCCCAGAUUGCAGUCUGGGUUACAGUUUUACUUUUUUCAACACGUGGCUACUGGUUCGUCUUCUGCAACCAAGUCUUGAGUCUUUGGUGGAUUGUUAAACCAUUUCUCUUGAUUCCUCAUCUGCAAACAGUUUUCUCUUCACAAGGGGCUUUCAGAUGUCUUAGGGAGAGCUCUCUUGCUUUACUGGAUAUCAUGUUUGGGAUCUUGAUUAACAUCAUGAGGAUAAAAUGGGCAUCUUACAGAGGCAGGAGUAAUUCCAUGGAAGAACCACUUCUUCCUUGCAAGAUUGAUGUCAAAGAAGGUCACCCGAAAUUCCCAGGACUUAUGUGCAACUUUUGGCACCUUAUAACUUUCAAAACCAUUGACACUUUAAUGGCAUGUGGUGUAGAGAGACAGCUUGACUCAAAUGAUUUGCUCAGUUUGCCAGAAGAUUUGAAUCCUUCUUCUUGCCAUCACAUAUUACAGCAAUGCUGGGAAGCUCAACAAAGAAAAAAUUCUUCUCACCUUUCUUUACUCAAAGCAAUUUGUUGUGCAUAUGGGUGGCCAUACUUUCAUCUAGGUUUUCUAAAGGUGAUUAAUGAUUGUCUAGGUUUUGUGGGACCAGUGCUUCUCAAUAAGUUGAUUCGGUUUCUUCAGCAAGGUUCUGACCACUAUGAUGGCUACAUUUUUGCUAUAUCCUUGGGCCUAGCCUCUAUUUUGAAAUCCUUCCUUGAUACACAAUAUACUUUUCAUCUUUCCAAACUUAAGCUGAAGCUGCGCUCUAGCAUUAUGACUAUUAUUUACCAUAAGUGUCUUCAUGUUAGACUUGCAGAGAGGUCAAAAUUUUCUGAAGGGGAGAUUCAAACAUUCAUGUCUGUUGAUGCUGAUAGAACUGUCAACCUUUGCAACAGUUUCCAUGAUAUAUGGAGCUUGCCGCUGCAAAUUGGAAUAGCUCUAUAUCUACUCUACGUACAAGUCAAGUUUGCAUUUCUUUCUGGAAUAGCAAUAACCAUUCUGCUAAUACCGGUCAAUAAAUGGAUUGCUCAACUAAUUGCAAAGGCUACAAGAAGCAUGAUGGAACAGAAGGAUGAAAGAAUUAGGAGGACGGCUGAACUCUUCACAUACAUUCGGACUUUGAAAAUGUACAGCUGGGAGCUUAUAUUUGCUAGCUGGUUGAUGAAGACAAGAGCAUUGGAAGUGAAAUACUUAUCAACCAGGAAAUACUUGGACGCGUGGUGUGUAUUUUUUUGGGCAACUACACCAACCCUUUUCUCUUUGUUCACCUUUGGACUUUAUACUUUGAUGGGACAUCAGCUUGAUGCGGCAACGGUUUUCACUUGCCUUGCAUUAUUUAACAAUUUAAUCUCCCCACUAAACUCAUUUCCUUGGGUCAUUAAUGGGCUAAUUGAUGCUUUUAUAUCUUCUCGGAGGUUGAGCAAAUAUUUGUCCAGUUCUGAGUGUGAACUGGGGAUGGAGAAGAAAGGAUAUCCUUCUCCUGAAAACAUGGCUGUCAUCAUUUGUGAUGCAUGUUCAACAUGGUCAAGCAGUGAUGAAAAAGAUUUGAGUUUGAUUUUGGACAAUGUUACUCUUCAAAUACCAAAAGGUUACCUGGUUGCUGUUAUUGGAGAGGUUGGAUCAGGUAAAUCAUCCGUGCUAAAUUUGAUUUUAGGAGAAAUGAGACUUGUUAUUGGAUCAAUACAUCUGAAUGGAUCCACAACUUAUGUACCGCAGAUACCUUGGAUUCUCUCUGGAACCAUCCGUGAUAAUAUUUUGUUUGGGAGGAAUUACAACUCAACAAGGUACUCAGAUGUAUUACACGCUUGUACACUUGAUGUUGAUAUCUCCUUGAUGAUUGGAGGUGAUAUGGCGUGUAUCGGAGAGAAAGGAAUUAACCUGUCAGGUGGCCAGAGAGCACGUCUUGCACUUGCCAGGGCUCUCUAUUGUGCCUCUGAUAUAUACAUGCUUGAUGAUGUUCUGAGUGCAGUAGAUGCUCAUGUUGCCUGCUCAAUUUUGCAUAAUGCCAUUCUUGGCCCUCUUAUGAACCAGCAGACACGUAUUCUAUGCACACAUAACAUUCAGGCAAUAUAUGCUGCUGAUAUGGUGGUUGAAAUGGACAAGGGAAGAGUGAAGUGGGUGGGAACUCCAUCUGACUUAAAGGUUUCUUCCUAUUUGGCAUUUCCCUCUAUAGAGAACUGUAGUAUUUCCUCCGAAGUUCAAGUAGAGGAAAGGUCAUCUAUCUCUGUAGAAGCCGAAGGAGGAGUAGAGGUGGACAAUUCCUACAAUUUGGAAGGAGGUCAAGGGACUACUGAUGCUGAGACGAGGAAAGAAGGGAGAGUUGAACUUCUUGUAUACAAAAAUUAUGCAGAAUUUGCUGGUUGGUUCAUUACGAUAUUAACAUGCUUGUCAGCCCUUUUGAUGCAAUUUUCUCGUAAUGGAAAUGACUUGUGGCUAUCAUAUUGGGUUGAUACAACUGGAAGCAGUCAGAAAGACUACUCGACAACAUUUUAUCUGGGUAUGCUCUGCAUGUUCUGUUUGGUGAAUUCUACACUAACUUUGGUGAGGGCAUUUUCAUUUGCAUUUGGUGGCAUACAUGCUGCCAUCCAGGUCCAUGAUCGCUUGUUGAAUAAGCUUAUCAAUGCAAGUAUUAGCUUCUUUGAUCAGACACCUAGUGGGAGAAUACUUAACAGAUUUUCUUCGGAUCUUUAUACUAUUGAUGAUUCUCUCCCAUUUAUUUUCAACAUUCUCCUGGCCAAUUUUGUUGGCCUGUUGGGAAUUGCUAUAAUCUUGUCAUAUGUGCAGGUCAUUUUUUUGCUAGUAUUGUUGCCUUUCUGGUACAUAUACAGCAAAUUACAGUUCUACUACAGAUCAACAUCACGUGAGCUGCGAAGGCUGGAUAGUGUUUCUCGCUCACCAAUUUAUGCAUCAUUCACGGAGACACUGGAUGGAGCAUCAACUAUUAGGGCAUUCAGCUCUGAGGACUUUUUCUUCCUCAGAUUCAUUGAGCAUAUAACAGUAUAUCAAAGAACUUCUUACUCUGAGGUGACAGCAAGUCUGUGGCUUUCCCUGCGCCUUCAGUUGUUGGCAGCUUUUAUUGUCUCAUUUGUUGCUGUGAUGUCUGUUGUUGGAUCUCAGAGACUUCUCCCCAUCACUUUAGGCACUCCAGGGCUGGUUGGCUUGGCUCUCUCAUAUGCAGCUCCGAUCGUAUCUUUACUUGGAAGCUUUUUGACAAGUUUCACGGAAACAGAGAAGGAGAUGGUUUCUGUGGAGAGGGUUCUUCAGUAUAUGGACAUUCCUCAAGAAGUAGUUAGAGACGAACAAUUGUAUCUGAAUUGGCCAUCUCAAGGGGAGAUCCAGUUCCAGAAUGUGACACUCCGAUAUAUGCCUUCUCUGCCUCCUGCAUUACGUGGUGUGUCUUUUAUUAUUACAGGCGGAACUCAGGUUGGAGUCAUUGGAAGAACAGGUGCGGGAAAAUCAAGCAUUUUGAAUGCCCUAUUUCGCUUAAAUCCAAUCAGCGGAGGUUGUAUUUUAGUGGAUGGAAUUAACAUAGCUGAGAUUUCCCUAAGAGACCUUCGUUCUCAUUUGGCUGUCGUUCCCCAGAGUCCAUUCUUAUUUGAAGGAUCAUUAAGGGACAAUCUAGACCCAUUGCACAUAAGCGAUGAUAGAAUGAUUUGGAACAUCCUCGAGAAAUGUCACGUAAAGCAAGAAGUAGAAGCAGGGGGAGGGCUGGACAUGCAUGUAAAGGAGUCCGGAAUAUCAUUCUCUGUGGGGCAACGGCAGCUCCUUUGCCUUGCACGUGCACUUCUCAAAUCUUCUCAGGUGUUAUGUUUGGAUGAGUGCACUGCCAAUAUAGACACUCAAACAUCUGCAAAACUACAGAACGCUAUAGCUAGUGAGUGCCGAGGAUUAACAGUAAUUACGAUUGCACAUCGUAUCUCAACAGUUAUGAACAUGGACAAUAUCCUGAUUUUAGAUCAAGGAAUCCUGGUUGAGCAAGGGAAUCCAAAUAGUCUUCUAAAUGAUGACUUAUCCAGAUUCUCAAGUUUUGCAAAAGCAUCGAAAAUGUGACGGCCUGCAUUGCCUGUGUUGUAUUCAAAACCAGCACUGCUAGAACGAACUAUUUAACAGUUAGGGUUUUCUGUUUGUGCACGUUUCUUUGUAUCAGUGAUAUUUGUGGUUCAUGACAAAGAGCCGACUUCGGUAUGAAUAAUAACAGUAUUGCUGUAUGAGACUCAAAUGAACGAUGUAUUAUUAGAUUCCUAGUCAAAUGUAAGCCCGUCCAAUUACUUUAUGCUGGCUAGAGAGAAAUUAUCCGUUGACACAGACUAGUUUGAUUUUCCCAAA